Messenger RNA from Sphaeramia orbicularis (orbiculate cardinalfish), 2531 nucleotides. Its product is annotated as zinc finger protein ZFMSA12A-like. NCBI's taxonomy places the organism in Eukaryota, Metazoa, Chordata, Actinopteri, Kurtiformes, Apogonidae. The record is from RefSeq and is a predicted model, not a curated record. The transcript has 7 exons. Gene Ontology annotation, biological process: regulation of DNA-templated transcription. Gene Ontology annotation, molecular function: DNA-binding transcription factor activity, RNA polymerase II-specific; RNA polymerase II cis-regulatory region sequence-specific DNA binding. Bases 162 to 2177 code for a protein of 671 amino acids.
CCCGGAAGUGGGUUUUAGCUGCGUUUGACAGUGAUAAGAAAUGAACAACGUGUUGAUUUCAUUGAAUAUUUUCAUAACUUGUUUCUGCACAUAAAAGCUGUUCUUAUUUUGAAGAAAUCUUCAGCCUUUGUAUUCCUGCCGUUGCUCUUGGGGAAGAUAAAAUGGAGGGACCUUUAUCACUGUCCUCAUUGAGACUCCUGGUUCCACCUCUGCGGAUGAUGUCUGCCGUAAUGUGGAAGGUGGUUCAUCUGAGAAAUGUAAAGCAUUAUGGGAAAGUGGAGGAGUUUGUGUCUUUAGCAGCUGAAACGAUCCCGGACAUACUGACAGACAGGCAGACCAGACUCCUCACUUUGGGUUUAAGAGCGAAGAUGACUUUACAGAUGUUAAGUUCUGAACAGUCAGAUGAUCUCAGAAGUGUUAAAACACACUUGGACAACCUUCUAUCAGCUUAUCCGGGUCAAGUUCAUCCAGGAAGUGAUGCUCUUGAGGCCAAUUUUGUGAGGCUUGUUCAGAGACUUCUGGAAGACCCUGAGGGAAGAGAAAACUUUCUCAAGAAUGAGUUUCUAGUGGAAUAUGGUCCUGAGUUUGAUGAUGCGCUGGAGACACUGGUUUGUGAGUUCUUUACCAGACUGGAGGAACUGCUGCCUGUACCAGACUUUAAACAGACUGCGAUGUGGCUCAGUGAUUCACCCAUAGACGAGUACAUGCAGUGCACAUCUAAAGAAGCUGACAUUAAAGUGCUACUGCAAAGUAAGACGUACCAUGGAAAAAUGGCCAAUGAACCUUCUCCCUCAGAGCAUCGGCUUUUCAUGUCAUUGUCUCUCCCUCCACCUACGAGUGAGGACAGCACUCCCCCAGCAGAUAAAUACACUCAAGAAAACUGUUUGAGUGCUGGAGAUGCUGAAGGUCGCUGGGAAAAAUCAGAUAAACAAAAAGAACCUGAGUGUUUUCCUCAUGAGGAGGCAGCAGAUAUAGAGACACUGGAUACAGGAUGUGAGAGGGAAUCGCAGACUGUGAACAAUGCAGCAGAAGGAAGAACCACGUGCAGUGACAAUGUUCUCGAUCGUGUUUCGGUGACGUCCCGACCUCAUUCUUCAUCUGUCGUGACUUCUGUAAUAUCCAACUCUAUGAUCGGACCUCUGAAGCAGAGAGUUGCACAUAAAUGUUCUCAUUGUGGAAAGUGUUACAUUUACCGCUACAAACUCGUGGAGCAUCUGAGGCUACACACCGGUGAAAACCCGUACAAGUGCUCGCAGUGCGGGAAGGCCUUUCGCAGGACGUCUGAUAUGUCCACUCACAGACGGACACAGUGCUCUAAAGCUGCUUAUAUUUGUAUCAAAUGUGGAAACGCCUUUCAGUCUGCUCAGGACAAAUUCAGACACAGGUGCAUCCAGAACGCACAGACUGUCCAAACGUUUGACUGUUCUCAAUGUGGAAAAAGCUUUAAGAAAAUGUAUUUGCUGAGUAAGCACGAGGCGAUUCACACCAAAGAUCGCAUUUACACGUGCAGACAGUGUGGGGAAGUCUACCCCAGUAUGAGCGAGUUAAAAACCCACCAGAAGCUGCAUCCUCCUGAACUGGCUAAUCAGUGCAUGCAGUGUGGGAAGUUUUUCAGCUCCUCUGCUAGUUUGGCCGCCCAUGAACUGCGUCACAGACAACAGAAAACGCAGAUAUGUGUGCGUUGCGGCAAAGGUUUUAAAAGCAGCCAUGACCUGACGCUUCACAUGCGCAGUCACACAGGUGAGAGACCUUAUCAGUGCACGUACUGUGGAAAAAGAUUCUCUGUGUCAGGAAAUCUGAAGAUACACAUACGGAUCCACACUGGAGAGAAACCAUAUCUGUGUUCAGACUGUGGAAAGGCCUUUAUUUCAGCCGGGGAGCUGCAGAUACACAGACGCACCCACACAGGGGAAAGGCCCUACAAAUGCACUAUAUGUGGAUGUGGAUUCACCAUGGCAAGUAAACUGACCCUUCAUAUGCGCAUUCACACCGGAGAACGGCCUUAUGUCUGCUCUGAAUGUGGGAAGGGUUUUUCAAGAGGCACUGAGCUGAAAAAACACACCAUGAGCCACACAGGUGUUCGACCCUACUCCUGUCAGAUCUGUUCUAAGACGUACACAUGUGUCAAUCACCUGAAGAGACACUUGAAAACCCACAGCGUUGGUCAAAGCCCGUGAGGUUGUGUUAAGAUGAGCUUGGACAAGGAAAACCCACACAGUCAUGAUAUUUAAUGACAUGAAUGUUAUCCACCUGCAGCUCACUUCUAAUGGUUAAGGUGUCGACUCUUUUAUCACUUUGGCACUUUUUUUAAAGCUGUGUUGUGGUUUGUCAGAUCUACUGUAAAUGUAACCUCAAAAAUAUGUAAUAUUUUUGUUCUAAAAAGUCCAAAUAUACAUGUUUAGAGAUUGUCUAUGUUAUAAGGUGCUUAUUUCCUGUCAGGCAGAUUUUUAAUGUUGAGUAGCAGUGUUAUCCAAGUGUUGAAUAAAUCUUCAAAGUUUUGUAACAAGAAGUCAUAAAAUGUAGGUUAUUGU